Molecule: messenger RNA, 1142 nt
Organism: Fusarium graminearum PH-1
Lineage: Eukaryota; Fungi; Ascomycota; Sordariomycetes; Hypocreales; Nectriaceae
Exons: 1
Coding region: 134-949 (271 amino acids)
Source: RefSeq, a predicted model, not a curated record
UUAACCCGGCCGACUAUCAAGUAUCUUUAUUAAAUUAUAAACACCUGCAUCAUACAUAAUUGUUGUAUCGUGCCAUAUCAUACCUGUCCUUUAGUCAAUUGAUCACCACGUCUGUUCUCAGCCCGCCAUCACCAUGAGCGAUAUCGAAGUUGAAGAUGAGCAAAGUCCGAAUCCAAGAUUUUGGCUCGAGUUUCGCACUUUUGACGAUGGCCUCUCUUCACGCUCCAAAUCACCAUCGACACUCACCGCGUUUCCUCAGUUCGCAGAGCUUCCACCUGAAUUACGUCUCCGGAUUUGGUCGUUCCUUAUCCAACCCCGCAUCGUCGUCGUAUGCUGUAUCCAGCGCGAUGAACGCCUGGACCAAAGAUGCUAUGAAUUGAAUCAGCGGUCACGGGGUAGAUCAGUGCCUGUGCUGCUACACAUCAACCGCGAGUCGCGCUACUUGGCUCUGGAUCACUACGAGCUUGCUUUUGGAUGGCGCAUCUCAAAGCUUCUGUCCGAUACACCGGUGUCUGCGCCGCCGCGCGUCUGGUUCAAUUUCAACCUCGACUGCGUCUAUCUCGCCGGUGAGCUAGAAGCGUACGAUAUCUACGGGUUCAACUCGGCCAUGGUGUACUUCCUACGCCGUGAGGACACGCACAGGGUUAAGCAUCUGGCAUGCGUGCUUUCAGAACUGGGCUACGCGGAACAGGAGAGUGAUCAGGUGUUUGGAUGCCUGUGGCAUGUCGUUGACGGGUUUCCUGCUGCGAAGAAGGUGUUGCUGACGGUGGGUGAAGGGGACGAGGAGGCUUUGAAGGGGAGUAAGUUGAGGGGCACGGAUAAUGUGAUGCAAAAGAUCUGGAAUGGGUUUCUGGGUGGGUCUGCUACGGAGACGAGUUCGAGGAUGGCGGACAAGUCAAUGGUGAUGAUUGAGGAGGAUGACCUGCCAGGAUUUGUGGCUGGACAUUGAUUCGGGCGUGAAGAAAGAGCAUAGCGGUGAUGGAUGUGUGGGGUUUCAGGGAGCUUGUUUGAACAGGAAAUGUUCUAGAAUCUUUCCGGCUUUAUGUAGUUUAUUUACAAGGUGUUCCGGGACAGGUUCGAGCCGAUCCAUGUUUACAACGGUCAGACACGCAGAUAGUCUUGAGCUUGCCAUUGAGUUACCU